This is a messenger RNA of Menidia menidia (Atlantic silverside), 2270 nucleotides long. The record is from the annotation of a GenBank genome assembly. NCBI's taxonomy places the organism in Eukaryota, Metazoa, Chordata, Actinopteri, Atheriniformes, Atherinopsidae.
ACAGUUUGGGAUGACGUGACCAGGCAGCAGACAUGAGGAAGUGGAGAAUGGUUGAUCCACUCUGUGGCACAUGAAACAUCACACUGAGGAUGACUCAGAACUGACUAAUGGAUUGACCUGAUCAGCAGAUUAAAAAUGGACAUUCUGCCUUUACUAAUGCUCCUGUUUUCACUCAGGACUGAAGGGGUUGGAGCUAAGAUGAAGCUGUCACCUGAAAGCCUGACAGUUUUGCGAGGAGAUGAGGCCAGUUUCACCUGUACUCCCUCCAGCCACGAGUGGACUGUUAUGGUGUGGCUGCUGAAUGGCAGAGCAGUGCUCACUAUCUCCAAGGAGACAGGUGUCCUCCCCUCCAUCUAUCCGAAUGUGACUGCCGUCUCAAACAAAAAUGGCUGGCGGUUUGUCCUGAACAACACAGAGAGGUACAACGAAGGCCAAGUGACUUGUGAUAUCCAGCUCGUCGACAAGAGAACGGCAAGCCUGUUUGUACAAGAAAAGGGCACUGUGAAAGUCUUUGGAGAAAACAAGUUGGCUUUUAAGGGGCAGUCAGUCCUGUUUCGGUGUCAAGCAGCUGGAUGGCACCCUCGGCCGACUGUGCAAUGGCAGGUGGACAACAUACAGGUGAGCCAGACUGAACACAACUUCAUCACAGAAGAGCUGGGGAAGGACCUCUUUAGUGUGAUUAGUAACUUCAGCAUCACGGCAGCAAAGAGCUCUACCGUGGCGUGUUUGGCCUCUGUGUCUGCCCUCAAGACUCCACUGAAGAGCAGCAUCAAACUGACAGUGGUCGCAGAGGUUUUGCAAGAAGAAAAAAAAGAUGACUUCACAAUCCCACUCGCCUUCACCGCCUCUCUCUCUGCUCUUCUGCUGCUCGUGCUGCUCUGCAUCUGCACUGUCCUCUGUUACAGGCGAAGGAGACAAGCAAAAGAAAACCCACUGGAUCUAAAGAGGUUCGACCUAUCAGUGUUUGGGAGAAGCUCGGUAGCCACGGCGACAGGAGGAAAGGUCAACUUGGGAUACUCCAGUGAGGGCCCAGCAGGCGCAGAUUACAGAGGGGUUACAUUGGAGUCUCAACGCCAGACAGACCUUGUCAGCUUUAACAAGGUCCCUGAUGUUGUGCAUUCCAGAAUCCCAUCUCUGCACAGCGAGAGAACAACCACAGAGUUUCAAGAGGAGGGAAGCGUCAACCAUGUCAGGAGAAUUACAAAAGUUUGAAAAGUACCGUGGUACAUCACUUGUGCUUUUGUAAAGCACGAUGCUCAGAAUAUAGUCAGUCCAAUGUGUCCUAAUGUGUCUCAUAUACGGUAUCCUUUUUUUUACUUUUCUUAGCUUAUAUUUAAAUUUACCUCAUAGAGCACGUUUAUUCAUCAUCAUUCAAAGUAAGUCAGAAAUCCUCACUCUGCAGGUAAUCUAAACAAGGGUUUGUGUUCUCAGCAGGAAUAUGAACAGGGCAAUUCUACAUGGCAGUUAGUAGUCGAAAAAAAAUGCCAGAGAACAUUUGUUUUGUUGUAUUAUUUGUGUUUUUAUUUAAUUUCAUUGUCACAAUAUAAGAAAUGUAUGUUUAUAGCUUUAGUGGAGUGAUGGCACCUCCCACUUUGGAUCAUGCAAAUCUUUUAAUUUAUGAGAAGAUUGCACUCCACUCAACUGUUACAGCCAGGAAUCAUUAAAAAAAUAACUUUUUUUUCCUUUUGCUUUUCAAAAUACAGUAGUUUAUUCAAAUCAAUAAUCAUGUGCAUCUUUUGGUUAGUUUGUUGUCCUUUCUUGUGUUUAUCAAGUGACGUUGUUGCAUGAAUUGAGUUGAUGAAUUGCAUGAAGUCCUUCUCAGUUAAUCAAUAAAAUCCCAUUUCUAAAAUCUGAACAAGUUUCACUAUGAAAUAGAGAGGGAAAAAUAGCUACUUUUAUGGUCUUGAGGUAGUUUGGCUUAAUGGAUUACCCAUAAUUCACUAAAAUGGGAUCAAUAAUUCACUUGAAUUGAUCUUUAGUGCCCACUCAUAUUCAGUUAUUUCAAUUUGAAAUGUAAAUUAGUCAUGCUAUCAUGCCAACGGACAAAACGCUUACUUGCCAACUGCAUCCACAGAAACCCUUGGAUCUUCUUUUUAGUUUGAUCUCAUGUGUUGAACAUCUAACAUUGAUGAAGACAUUUUGAUAGAGAAACAAUUCCAGCAGAACAUGAUUUGGUAUCUGGCACAUCUCUGCCCACCAGCAAGUGAUCCCCUCUUCCCCCAUUGACUCUGUCAGCAAACGUCUCACCAGUUUCAGGCUGCUGUUCAUUG